AUGGAAUCAGCACCUAUUGCUAAUAUUGAGACCCAAAAAAAGAUUAUUGAAGACCAGUUAGAAGUCUUACAGCCAGAGGAACAAAAGGCUGACAUUGGUAUAAGUGGAAAUGGUAUCGUAAAUCUUCAAGUGAAUUAUGAAAAAGAAGAGAUAUCUUAGAGAUUUAAGAUAUCUGAGCAUGGACCUAUUUAAGUUGAAUAAGCUAUGAAUCAGCUAUGGAAAGAUUUUAGAAUUGAAGAAACUGACUCUUCGUUAACUAUCAACUUUAUUGCAGAGUUUGAGCUUCCUAUAUUUAGAGGCUAGUCUAAAGGUGUCAAAGAAUAGCAUGAGAUAUAGCUUGUUAAUCUUCCAGAAUCAGGUUUUGAAAUCAUUUAUAUCUUUGAUGGGGCAGAGAUCUUAAGAAUUAAUCAUAACUAGCUAUUAUCAUUAGAAAAGUAAAGGCUUGAUGAUGAAAUUUAUCAAACUGAUUCAACAAAGUUUGCAGAAGAUAAAGAAUCUCUAAUCUAAGAAGCAUUGUGGAAUGAACUUAAAGAGAAAAUUCCUACUGGCCCUUAAGCAAUAUCAUUGGAUAUCAAUUAUCCAGAAGGGACACAUCUCUAUGGCAUUCCAGAGAGAAUCAAUACAUUUAUGCUUCAGGAUACAGUUGAAGAAGAUAAUCUUUCUAAAGAACCUUACAGACUUUACACUUCUGAUCAUUUUGACGAUAAGUAUAACUAUCAUUCUGUUUAUGGGUCAAUACCUAUUAUGAUAGCAAGAUAAAAUGGCAUUGAUAGAGUCACAGGAAUACUUUGGUCUAAUUCUAGUGAUUCAUUUGUAGAUAUCUUCAAAUAGAAAGGAUAUAGAACUAGUCAUUGGAUGAGUGAGUCCGGGUCUUUACAACUUUUCAUUUACCCUGCAUAGAAUCCAAAAAUUUUAGCUUAUAAGCAAUAAUUAUUAACUGGCAAAACUGAGAUUCCUCCGAUUUUUAGUCUAGGUUAUCACUAAUGCAGAUGGAACUACAUGACUUAGGAAGAAACUUUAGAGGUAUCUACAUUGAUGACUUAACAUUAAAUACCCUGUGAUGUUAUAUGGCUUGAUAUUGAGUAUUCUGAUAAGAAAAAAUACUUUACUUGGGAUAAAGUUUCAUUCCCUUCAGGAAAGUAAUUGUUAGAGCAAUUAAGAGAUGACAAAAGGAAACUUGUCACUAUAAUAGAUCCUCAUAUUAAGGUAGAUCCAGAUUAUUUUGUAUACAAGGAAGCUUAAAAAUAAUAAUUAUUGGUCUCUACUUGUGAUCCCAAUUAGGAAUAUGAAGGCCACUGCUGGCCAGCUAAGUCUGUUUGGAUUGAUUUUAUGAAUGAUAAGGCAAGAGAAUAUGUAAAGUCUUUGUAUUGCAGAGUGCCUGAUGAUGUAGAAGACAAGGCUAACUAUGUAUGGACUGAUAAUGAUGUGCAUAUUUGGAAUGAUAUGAAUGAACCAGCUUGUUUUGAUCCUUUCGAAAAGUCCAUGCCAAAAUCAAACACUCAUUUGCUUGACAAUAAAAGAAUCGAGCAUAGAGAUGUUCACAAUGUUUAUGGGUACUAUAAUACCUAGUCAACAUAUGAAGGUCUAGUUGAGAGAGGGUAGGCUAAUUUAAGACCAUUUGUUCUUACAAGAUCAUUUUUUGCAGGCAGUCAAAAAUAUGCAGCAGUCUGGAGUGGAGACUGCAGGAGCGAUUGGGCUCACUUUAAGAUGGGCAUUCCCAUGCUUUUAUCAAAUAGUAUUUGCGGUAUUAGUUUUGUUGGAUCAGAUGUGCCUGGAUUCUUCAAUGAUCCUGAAGAUGAAGAAUUAGUAGUUAGGUGGUAUCAGGUCGCUUCAUUCUUUCCUUUCUAUAGGGCUCAUGCUCAUCAUGAUACUAAAAGAAGAGAACCAUGGACAUUUGAGCCGACUAUUUGUAAUGCUAUUAGGGAAUCUAUUGAGCUAAGAUACAAGAUCCUUCCUCAUGUGUAAGUUUUAAUCAUUAACAAUUUUAUGAGUAGAUAUACUGUCUUUUAUGAGGGAUAUAUGCAAGGAUAGUCAUUAAUGAGACCAAUGUGGCAAGAAUUUCCAUCUGAAGACAGAGUUGACUAGAUUGAGGAUUAAUUUAUGUUUGGAUCUUAACUUCUGGUGAAACCCCCAUCAAAGACUAACUUGCAAUAGUAAACUAUUCUGAAUAAGAUUACUAACAUGUUUUUAGAAUCGAAAUAUUCUGCCCAAAUGACUCUAUUUGGUAUGAUUUCUUUUCAGGCAAAAAGCUAUAAGCUGAGGGUUAAUAUAUUAAUUACAAAUUAUCGCUGA
Messenger RNA from Stylonychia lemnae, 2292 nucleotides. NCBI's taxonomy places the organism in Eukaryota, Ciliophora, Spirotrichea, Sporadotrichida, Oxytrichidae. The record is from the annotation of a GenBank genome assembly.